GUGGUGCAACUCAUUCUGAGGCAUCUGAAAAAGCGGAAUAGGAAUCAGUUCGAUCAACUGCUGGAAUUUCCCGCGUAUCCUGAACCUGUUAUCGAUUUCAAUGAACAGGAAGAAGUGAAAAUCUUGGAAAUGCCGCUUUCCUUGGAACUUUAA
Gongylonema pulchrum is the source of this 153-nucleotide messenger RNA. The record is from the annotation of a GenBank genome assembly. Lineage: Eukaryota; Metazoa; Nematoda; Chromadorea; Rhabditida; Gongylonematidae.